AUGUCAUUCUUCAAAGAAAUCCAGGCAUUAGAGAAAAUAGGACAACCAAUAAAUCCUGCCAGCAGAAUCAUCACCCUCAAUCCGUUUAUCGACGGCAAAGGUAUACUGAGAGUGGGCGGACAAAUGCAGAAUUCAUCCUUAACAUUUUUUCAAAAACACGGUGCCAUUUUACCAAAAAACAACCAUGUAACUGACUUGAUCAUUCAACAUGAACAUUUGUCACACCUCCACGCUGGAGUGCAGAUGACUCUCUACGCACUACGACAAAAUUAUUGGCCAGUGGAUGAUCGAAAUCAAGUCCGGAAAAUUAUACGCAAAUGUCAUCUUUGUUGCCGUGCAAACCCACCACCUACCAAUUAUAUAAUGGAGAAUCUUCCAAAGGCCCGAAUAUCAGGAGAUAUACGACCAUUCAUUAAUGUUGGCGUGGACUACUGUGGGCCUUUCUACAUCAAAGAAAAAAAAAUACCGCAAUAG
Messenger RNA from Belonocnema kinseyi, 474 nucleotides. RefSeq lists its product as uncharacterized. NCBI's taxonomy places the organism in Eukaryota, Metazoa, Arthropoda, Insecta, Hymenoptera, Cynipidae. The transcript has a single exon. The record is from RefSeq and is a predicted model, not a curated record. The coding region runs from base 1 to 474 and encodes 157 amino acids.